Molecule: messenger RNA, 885 nt
Organism: Eucalyptus grandis
Lineage: Eukaryota; Viridiplantae; Streptophyta; Magnoliopsida; Myrtales; Myrtaceae
Product: CLAVATA3/ESR (CLE)-related protein 25
Exons: 2
Coding region: 261-569 (102 amino acids)
Source: RefSeq, a predicted model, not a curated record
CCCCAAACCCCCCACCCCCGGGCACUCCUCUCUCUCUCUCUCUCUCUCUCUCUCUCUCUCUCACUCUCUGUCUUCUUUUCUCUUUCAUGCAUGGCAAUCAUUGUGCAAUGAUGGUGUUGAGUUCUGCCAUAUUUCGUCGUUCGUCUUAGUCAUCCUAGAAAUCUAAGCAUUUUUCUUUGUAGGAAAAGGGAAAAAAAAAAAAAAAAAAAAGAGAGAGAGUGGAAACCUGUGUAUAGAGGACUAUAUAAGGAGCAUAUCCCAUGGGUAAGAAUUGUCCUCUAUCCGCAAAGUUCCUACUCAGAGCACUAGCAGCUCUGAGUCUCGUUUGGUUUUUGGUGUUUGCGAUGGCGGAAGCAGCUGGCGGUAGAGGAGCACCACCAACCCCGCCCUUGAAGGAGUGGUCGAAGGGGAAGGCGAGGAACUCUGAGUUGAUUGAUAGAGAGAAGAAGCUUGUUUUCCGUCCGCGGUCAGAUCUCUACUACAUGAGCAAGAGGAGAGUACCUAAUGGAUCUGAUCCUAUUCAUAACAGGAGAUCUGGGAACUCAAAACAACCUCCGGGUCAAGCAUAGGUAUCGAGAGAGAGAGAGAGAAAGAGACGGAGAGAAGACGACAGAAAUGUGUGUGCAGGAUUGCUUAAGUUCGUCUAGACAUGGGAUUGUAAUUAAAGUUAAUUAGAAAAGUUUGAGAACACUCCAGUACCAAAUGUUUUGCUGCUUGAUUGAUUGCCCGCCGUAUAUUCUCUUCCGGAAAGCAUUGUAUUCUUCGUGGCUAGCACUAGGGGAAGUCGAAGAAUAUUGGAAGCUUGUGUCGCACAAAAUAUGCUCUCCAGAAUCCAAAGAUAAAUCAUCCAGGGCAACUCAUCAGACGAAACCCUACUUUAAAUUA